AUUCGUGAUUACAAAUUUGAGGGUAGUUGACAAAAUAUCUUUCAAUUGCUCUGCUAAAAUAGUGACAAUCAUUAAAAACAAUGAAUAUUCCUAAGAAAUUCGACAAUACACUGAAACGGUCUAAAUCAUUAUGUUCAUUGCAAAACGAGCAAUCUAAUUUCAACUACGCCGAGCUACUCGCGCGCACGGUCAGCGAGUCCUCGAUCGAUGUGUGUAUCGUGAACGACACUUCGGACUCCGAUGAUGCCGCCGACGUGGUAGAUAGUGGUAUCGCUGAAAAGAGCAUAUACGACAGCGAUUUACUUGUUUGUUUGGAGCAGAAGAUAGACAGACUGAGUGACAUGUUCCUAGAACAGUGUCGCUUAUUGACUACGUUAAAAGAAGAGAUAUGUAAAUCGAAACUCGCAAUGGAGAAAACUGAGCAUGUUCACAAUCAAAUAUUUACCGACUUAUUGAAGAAAGCAAUUACACAGAGUAUCAGAGAACUGAACCUGCCCAAAUUGCCUAACACGACGGAUAGCGAUGGCACGAAUCAUCAAGCGAAAUUGCUGCUGGACGCCAUAGAGUCCAAUAAGGGUACUUCAUUCGGUCGGGAAAUCAGAGAAGAACUCAUGUCUUUCUUGCAAAGCGAGGAAUUGAAAAAGCAGAUGGUGAACGCCACAACGGAAUCUGUGAAGGAUAUAGUCGGAGGAUGUUUGUCCCGGGACUUUUCUAACUUGUACCUGCCGAUCCUGGAGCGGUCCCAUCGCCGGUUGGUGACACACGUCAGCCGGGUCAUCGAAACUGCCUUCGUAGAACUAGAAGAGAACUCUACCGUAUUGUCCAAGUCGGUGUACAAAACAUCGAGGGUGCUCCGUCGCGCCUUGGAACGACACCAGACCAUUCUAGAAGCUGCUUCCGACCCUGGAAAGAGUCUUAUAAACACGCUCCAGUGCGCAGUGGAGGAGUUUCUCCACAGCGAGCUAAAACAGUGGAGACAGAAGGUGCUGGACAUGUUCUGUUCUCAGUUACAAUCAGAACCUCGGGAAGCUCACGCGAUGGAGACGUUAGAUCUGUCGCCCCCGUGUGACUACGCGCCCGCCAGUCCGCCGCAACCGGCCGAUCCAGGACACUCCAUUAUAGACCAGCUAAUGCAAUCAGCAGAGAUCCAAAAACUGAUCUCCGAGGGUCAUGUGAACCAAGCAUUCGAGCAGGCUCUCAAUGCUGCCGACCUUUCCCUGGUGAUGGCCGCCUGCCGCGCCGUCGACCCUGGAGCAGUGUUCACCUCGCCAUGCACCCUCAAGCAGCCUGUACUAUUGUCCUUGAUUCAACAACUCGCUACUGACAUGGUUCACGAUACCCAGUUGAAGUGCAGUUAUCUAGAAGAUGCCAUUAUCAACCUGAACACAACUCACUCUGACACGCGUGUCCAUCUUCCGCUGGUAGUCGGUGAAGUAAAAAAACACCUUUCCAAGUUCCUCUCUUCAUAUCCAAAUCAUGUAGCCAGUCGCAGAGUAACGUUGAUAAUUAUGGCUGCGGAUAAUUUGUUGAAAUAAUUAGAACUUUAGGUAGGUACAAGUAUGUACUAAUUUGCGUUUUAGUUUUUGAAUAAACUGUUUUGUUUUUCUUGAA
This is a messenger RNA of Manduca sexta (tobacco hornworm), 1611 nucleotides long. Its product is annotated as enhancer of mRNA-decapping protein 4. Gene Ontology annotation, biological process: deadenylation-independent decapping of nuclear-transcribed mRNA. The record is from RefSeq and is a predicted model, not a curated record. The coding region runs from base 81 to 1535 and encodes 484 amino acids. The transcript has 8 exons. NCBI's taxonomy places the organism in Eukaryota, Metazoa, Arthropoda, Insecta, Lepidoptera, Sphingidae. Gene Ontology annotation, cellular component: P-body.